AGCAGCGACUGUAAUCAAAACAGAGCAGCACUUCAAUAUUAUUGUUUUUUUAUUUCCAAGGAAGAACGUGACAAAUAAUUGACUCAACAAUGACGAAUCUUGUUUUAGAGCCUCGCUGAACAACGACUCGUUGCUGUUUCUGUUGCUUCUUUACCGACUUUUUACUUUUCCAAGCAUGGAUGCCGAGGGCCCCCUGGCGCUGUGCGACCUCUGCUUGGCUCAGGUGUGCUGCAGCCUUGACGCUCUGUGCAGCGUUCGAGCAGACGGCUCCAUGAGCCUCAUCUGGGCCCCGGUGUUCCCACAGGAGAUGGCCGACCAGCUACUGCAGAAGAUGACAACUAAAGGGAUACUGAACGACACAACAGUUGGAAUUUUCCGAAACUGCAAAGAGCUCCGUCUCCGUCGGGCCUCCAUCCGAUCCUCUCCCGUGUCUGCCGAAGCUUUCCGCUUGGCUCUCUGUCCUCACCGGCUCGUGGAACUAGAUGCCUCCUCGGUGUCCGGGAGUCUAGCCGGAGCAGACAUCGUCUCAGGCCUGGCCUCCAACCCCGAGUGCAGGUCGAGCCUGCAGAGGCUGUCCCUCAGUGGGUUACGUCUGGACUGGGAGUCUCUGGAACAGGAUGGCGGGGUCCGUGUUGGCUUCAGCUCCCUGCAGGGCCUCAGGACGCUCAACGUUGCCAACACGGACCUUAGUGAUGAUGCCCUGGAGGACAUCUGUACCCUCCCUCACCUAGAGACUCUGGACAUCUCCUGCAGUGCCGUCUCAAAGCUUACGGCUCUCCUUGAGUGCAAAAACACCCUGAGAUCCUUAAUCGCCCACAAACUGCAGCAGCUGGAUAUGUCACCUGCCAGGCUGCUCUUUGUCUUUAACCAGCUUCACGCUCUCAGACAUCUGGACUUCUCGGACGACCACUUCGCUGUGGACGACAGCGAUGGAAGAGUUGGAGAUGAGACAGUGCGGCAGCUUCUGGAGGGCAGUCCGCAGGUCCUGCCAUCGCUCGUUUCUUUAGAUAUCUCCGGGCGGAAGAGAGUCAGUGAAGCUGCAAUCAGAGCCUUUGUGGAGACCAGGACUGGACUGGUCUUCUUGGGCCUGCUGGCCACUGGAGUCAGCUCCUGCGACAUCCUCUUAUCAAGGAAAAACCUCAAAGUAACCGGAGAGGCUGAUGAGAACCAGGUGUGUGAGGCGCUCAGGAGGUACAGAGACCGGGAGUGUUUCAUUCGAGAGGCCCUCGUCCAUCUCUACAAUCUAACCACCGACGCUGACAAACCACAGCCAGACAUGCUGAAGCUGGUGGUGAGCGCGAUGCAGAGCCACGCCGCCUCCCUGCACGUCCACCUGGUGGCCACGGCGUGCGUGUUCAACCUGACCACGCAGGACCUGGCCGAGGCCAUGUCCGUCCGGCUGCUCAGCUCCUCCGUCAACCAGCUGCUGUACGCCAUGAAGACUUUCCCCAACCACCAGCAGGUCCAAAAGAACUGUCUGCUGGCUCUCUGCAGCGACUAUAUCCUUCAGGAUGUUCCUUUUGACAAGUAUUUAGCCGCCACGCUGGUGAUUAACUGGCUGAGCAACCACGAGGAUCCGACCCUUCAGAGGAUGGCUGUGGCUGUCAUCUCCAUUCUGGUGGCCAAGUUGUCCACAGAGGAGACGGCGCAGCUCAGCAAGGACGUCUUUAUUAUGAAGCAGCUGCUGGCUAUUGUGCAGCAGAAAGCCAUGGUGGGAGUGGUAGACUCCACUCUGAAGUUCGCCCUGAGUGCUCUGUGGAACCUGACAGAUGAGAUGCCCGCGGCGGCUCGCAACUUCAUCGAAUGCCAGGGCUUGGAGCUGUACGAGGAGGUUUUGGAGUCCUACUACAGUGAACCUUCUAUUCAGCAGAAAGUUCUUGGCCUCCUGAACAACAUCGCAGAGGUGGAGCAGCUACAGGCCGACCUGAUGGAGGAGGACCUGUUGGAGCACAUCCUCAGUCUCCUGCAGGACUCCCAGGUGGAGGUGGGAGUCCGGUACUUUGCGGGGGGGAUUCUGGCGCACCUCUCCUCCAGAGCAGAGGCCUGGACCCUGAACGACGAGCUCCGAACCACCAUACUGGAGCAGCUGCAUGAUUCCAUAAUGACCUGGACCCAGCUGGAGAGAGAAAUGGUGUCUUACAGGUCGUUCCGUCCGUUUUGCCCUCUGCUUCAGCCCUGUCAGCCCUCAGGAGUGCAGCUGUGGGCAGUCUGGGCCAUCCAUCUGGUCUGCAGUCAAAACACUCCACAUUACAGCAGCAUGCUGGAGAAGGAGGGCCUGACAGAACUUCUUAAAGCUUUGGCUGCACAUCCCGACACGCACAGCGACAUUAAAGGACUGUCAGACAAAAUCUUGGGAAUGGUGGAGCAACACCAGAGUCACUGUGGAGCAUCCAAGAACCAGACGGAGCCUCGAAAGUCUUGACGAAAGUGUAAAGAAAUAUAGAUUUAAUUUCAUUUAUUGUCUUUGAGCUGCAUCUAAAAUGUGCUCGCAGAUGCAGAAUUAUAGUGCAGACUCUUCGUGUCGACCCCGAUGUUGAAUAGAACAAACUGUGUACCAUAUUCUGUAAAUUAUAAAUGGAGAGUAUGAAUUUUGUUUAUGUGACUGUCUGCUUUUAAAUUGUUGAUGUAGAUUGGAAACCAGAUUUGUUGUUUACAGAGAGCGGUGAGCAUCCUAAUGAACAUUUGCUCAAUUCUGAGGUCAAAUUGCUACUAGACCGAGUGUCUGAGCUUAAUGGAGUGUUCCAAAUUAACUGAAGCUGGAGGCGAAGAUUGUGUUGUAAAUCAUGCAUAGUUCCGAAGCGGGUCACUAGAGGGCGCUGCGGCACUGUAGCUUUGGGGCUGUUUUGCCCUUUUGAAGCGUUUGUGUAAAAGUCAUUAAAUGUGUAGAUUCGAGAUCGUGUGUGAUAAGUGACAAGACGCCAAAGCAGGCCGAAUCUGAUGCUGACACAUUAUAAAGCCCUGGAAAAUAA
Stegastes partitus (bicolor damselfish) is the source of this 2969-nucleotide messenger RNA. RefSeq names its product protein zyg-11 homolog. Bases 176 to 2422 code for a protein of 748 amino acids. Gene Ontology annotation, cellular component: Cul2-RING ubiquitin ligase complex. Lineage: Eukaryota; Metazoa; Chordata; Actinopteri; Pomacentridae. The record is from RefSeq and is a predicted model, not a curated record. The transcript has 14 exons.